AUGAAGAAUGAUUUUUCAACUAGUUUGAGUAAAGAUAAAGAUGAUUAGUUAAUUAAAGAGUUUAAAUAGAGAGGGAAAAUUAAAUUUCAUAUUUCAUAUUAAGGAGUCAUAUAAAAAUUAGAAACAAUGAAUGAAUAACACUCUUGA
Molecule: messenger RNA, 147 nt
Organism: Paramecium sonneborni
Lineage: Eukaryota; Ciliophora; Oligohymenophorea; Peniculida; Parameciidae
Source: the annotation of a GenBank genome assembly